This is a messenger RNA of Iphiclides podalirius (scarce swallowtail), 2874 nucleotides long. Lineage: Eukaryota; Metazoa; Arthropoda; Insecta; Lepidoptera; Papilionidae. The record is from the annotation of a GenBank genome assembly.
AUGUCGAAAAAAAAAGGUAAUAAGAAAAACAAAGAUUUUGAUGAUGUCUUGGAAGAAAAAAGGUCAAUUAUUGACACUACUGAUAUAACCUCAAAUAGUAAAGUAAAAAGUAAAAAGAAAGUUAAAGUAAAUGCAGAUUUAAGUGAUAACGAAGAACUUGGCCAAACCAAUAAAAUCGAUGCAAUAGCUGAUACUGAAGAAGAUGCUAAACCUGUUACAAAGAAGACGCAAAAAAAAUUAAAAAAUAAAAAGAAAGGGGACAUUUCUGACGACGAGCAAGAAGAAAGUAAACCAAAUAACAGUGCAAGUGUUGCUGUUAAAAGUUUGAAACAAAAUAAAAAAAAGAGAGGUAAAGGUAAAAAAGGUGAUGACUUGUCAGAUGAAGCUAGUGAUGUUGAGUUACAAGAAAAGUCAGAUGAUGAAGUUGCCAAACCUGUUAGUAAAAAGAAAUCCAAAAAAAAGAAAGUUGUUGAUGAAAACUCCGAUGAUGAAGACCAUGAUGAUUCUAAAUCAGUCAUUAGUAAUUCUUCAAGUAAGCAACAAGUCAAGUCUAAGGGGAAAAAAGGUAAAGGAAAAAAGAAUGAUGACUGGUCUGACGAUGGCAGUGAUGUAGAACUUAAGGAAUUUUCAGAUGAAGAAUUUGCAAAACCUGUUACCAAAAAGAAAUUGAAAAAUAAAAAGAAAUUAGCAGCUGCUGAUUCUUCAGAUGAAGAAGAUCAUGAUGAUUCUAAAUCUGUAGCUAGUAAUGUGUCCAGCACUGUUGCACAGCCAUCUUCCAAGUUAAAAAAUAAAAAAGGUAAAGGUAAGGGAGAUUGGCCUGAUUCAGAAAGCGAUAAAGAGUUGAAAAUGGAAGCAUCUGAUGAAGAAGAGAUUCUCAAACCAGUAGUCAAGAGCAAAGGUAAAAAUAAAAAGAAAAACAAUAUAGAUGACAUUGAAGAAGAACUGAAAAAGUUUGAAAUAAAGGAUCCCGAACCUGAAGAAGAAAUUAUGGAAGAAAAGGAAGAAAAAAGACCCCAACAAGAAAAUGUCGACGCCUCUGAGAAAAAAAUGAGCCACAAAGAAAAGAAGAAACUUAAGAAACAACAGGAGUACGAAAAGCAGAUGGAGAUGCUAACGAAAAAGGGCGGGCAGGGGCACAGUGAGCUAGAUGCGAACUUCACCGUCAGCCAAGCACAGAAAUCUGCCGGUCAAAUGGCCGCCCUCGAGAACGCGGUGGACAUCAAAGUGGAGAACUUCACGAUAAGCGCGAAGGGCAAGGACCUGUUCGUGAACGCGACACUGCUCGUGGCGAACGGGCGGCGCUACGGCCUCGUGGGGCCGAACGGCCACGGGAAGACCACGCUGCUGCGUCACUUGGCGCAGCGCGCGUUCCCCCUGCCGCCGCACAUCGACAUACUGCUCUGCGAACAGGAGGUCACAGCGAGCGAAAUGAGCGCCGUGGACACCCUGCUCGAGUCGGACGUCAAGAGGACCGCUCUACUCAAAGAAUGCAAGGAGUUAGAGGCUGAGACGGAAAAAGGGAAUUUAAGCAAACAGGAUAGAUUAAAUGAGGUGUACGCCGAGCUGAAGGCGAUAGGCGCCGACGCGGCCGAGCCCCGCGCGCGGCGCAUCCUCGCCGGUCUGGGCUUCAACCGCGAGAUGCAGGACCGCGCCACCAAGAACUUCUCCGGGGGCUGGCGCAUGAGGGUGUCGCUCGCCAGAGCUUUGUACAUUGAACCAACUCUGCUACUACUCGACGAACCUACGAAUCACUUGGAUCUCAAUGCCGUCAUUUGGUUGGACAAUUACCUCCAAGGCUGGAAGAAGACGUUGCUCGUAGUGUCUCACGACCAGUCGUUCUUGGACAACGUUUGCAAUGAGAUCAUCCAUUUGGACCAGCAGAAGCUCUUCUACUACAAGGGCAACUACUCGAUGUUCAAAAAGAUGUACGCUCAGAAACGCAAGGAGAUGAUUAAAGAGUAUGAGAAACAAGAGAAGAGACUGAAGGAAAUGAAGGCGCAUGGCCAGUCGAAGAAGCAGGCCGAGAGGAAACAGAAGGAGGUGCUGACGCGCAAGCAGGAGAAGAACCGCAGCAAGUCGCAGCGCGAGGAGGCUGACGAGGGCGCCGCCCCCAUCGCCCUCCUGCAGAGGCCGAAGGAGUAUGUCGUCAAGUUCAACUUCCCCGACCCGCCGCCGCUGCAGCCGCCCAUACUCGGAUUGCACAACGUGGAUUUCAACUUCCCCGGGCAGAAGCCGCUCUUCAUCGGCGUGGACUUUGGCAUAGAUCUGAACUCGCGUAUCGCCAUCGUCGGACCCAACGGUGUCGGGAAGUCCACCUUCUUGAAGCUCCUGGUGGGCGAACUCAGUCCAAUACGCGGCGAGUUGAUCAGGAACCACAGAUUGAGGAUCGGCCGCUUCGACCAGCACUCUGGCGAGCACCUGACCGCCGAGGAGUCGCCCGUGGAGUACCUGCAGCGGCUGUUCGGGCUGCAGUACGAGAAGGCGCGCAAGGCGCUCGGCACCUUCGGCCUGGCGGGGCACGCGCACACCAUCAAGAUGAAGGACCUCAGCGGCGGCCAGAAGGCGCGCGUCGCCCUCGCCGAGCUCACGCUGAUGGCGCCGGACGUCGUCAUACUGGACGAGCCGACGAACAACUUGGACAUCGAGAGCAUAGACGCGCUGGCCGAGGCGAUAAACCAGUACAAGGGCGGCGUCGUGAUAGUCUCGCACGACGAGCGACUCAUACGCGAGACCGAUUGCGCGCUCUACGUAAUAGAGGACCAGACCAUAAACGAGGUUGACGGUGAUUUCGACGACUACAGGAAGGAACUUCUGGAGAGUCUCGGGGAAACGAUCAACUCUCCGUCCAUUAUCGCCAACGCCGCAGUACUUCAG